GCUAAAAUGCUAACGGUGCUAAAAUGUCCAUAGUGGAAAACCAGAGUAUUAAGAGCUCAUUUACGCCGUUUCUGAAAUAGUCUGCUCAACCGAGCGUGCUUAAGGAUGGUUGGUUAACGUUUCCCGUCUGAUAAAUUCUAAACUGCGUUGUUCGUUAAAUUCCUGACCAGGAGAUACGUACGACUACCACCGGUAGACAGGGAAACUGGUUGGAUUUGACACUUGUAUCGGCCCGGGACUGCCAUGGAAAAGACACCUACUUUAUUCGUCUGCGGCAAGGCAGACUGAUCCACUGGAAAGCACCUUUUCGGGAGGUAGACAAGGACAGAGCGGUGGUACACGUCUCAGAGGCUUUGAGACCCAGGGCUUGCCGAUCUAGUGGGUUGCUGCCAAAAACCAACACGGAAAGAGCCUGAAACAGUUUGCCUGGGUGGCAGCAUCACAUCUUCAGACCCAGGAAAAUGGCACGCCUGGGAGGCAGUCAAAACCAGAAAGCUGCAUGCUUGGGGGACAGUCACUUACAUUAAACAGCACAGCGGCAGGCCUGAAUGGUUUGGGGAACUUAAGAGGAGCGCGCUGCUUUAGGGGCUGAGAUGGACUAAUAAGGGAGCCUGGGUUGCAUCAUCGGCCAAUAAUAGCUCACCACGAGGAAAGGGCUGUAAGAAGAACAGUAAGACCCAGCAGAGCGCGGUGAUCAGAACAAUCCACAGUAUCUUUGAUGAAGGGCCAGGAGUUGAUCUACACUGCCAUGCUGGCAAAGACCUUACCUCCAGUCUCACCUCUUGCCCGCUCACCAACGGUCGUCGACGGGGGGGACCAGAUUUAGCACAUCACGUGUUAGACCCUAGAACUAGGUGUGGGCUUGCCCCACCGAUGUUCCACACAACCAUCUCCGGGGAACGGGUCACUGCUGCCAUCCAUCGAUGGCCGUCGUUUGACGGGGAAAAUUGCGAAUGCUGAGCAGGCUAGUGAGGUUGGGGCCCGCCCUCAGUCUCCGCUCUUUGGCUACUGGAUGGAAUUGAGGUGAAUGGAGCCCAUUUCCAACGUUGAGGACCCCAACUCAUCAGAGGGAGAUGUGAAACGCUGGCCCAAUGGACCAAAAAGGAAGAGAAAGAACAGCACAUGUUCAUUGAAGAGCAUGUCUGCACUGAGCCUCUCUGUCCCAGGAUACAUCCCCAGCUACUUGGAGAAGAAUGAGCCAUGUGUGGUAUGUGGAGACAAGGCCACCGGCUACCAUUACCGCUGCAUCACAUGUGAGGGCUGCAAGGGUUUCUUCAGGCGAACUAUCCAGAAGAACCUUCACCCGGCUUACUCCUGUAAGUACGAUGGCUGCUGCAUCAUCGACAAGAUCACAAGGAACCAGUGCCAACUGUGUCGCUUCAGGAAGUGCAUCGCAGUUGGCAUGGCUAUGGACCUGGUGCUGGACGACUCUAAGCGGGUAGCCAAGCGUCGUCUGAUUGAGGAGAACCGGGAGAAGAGGAAGAAGGACGAGAUCGUGAAGACUCUACAGACACGUCCGGAGCCCGACAGCUCGGAGUGGGAGCUGAUCCGCCAUGUGACAGAGGCCCACCACCACACCAACGCGCAGGGCUCCCACUGGAAACAGAAACGCAAGUUCCUGCCUGAGGACAUAGGUCAGUCCGCCGGGGCUCCCACCCCAGACGGAGACAAGGUAGACCUGGAGGCCUUCAGCGAGUUCACCAAGAUCAUCACUCCCGCCAUCACACGCGUCGUCGACUUUGCCAAAAAACUAACCAUGUUCUCAGAGCUGCCUUGUGAGGACCAGAUCAUCCUAUUGAAAGGUUGCUGUAUGGAGAUCAUGUCGCUUCGUGCCGCCGUGCGCUACGACCCAGAGAGCGAGACGCUUACCCUGAGCGGCGAGAUGGCGGUGAAGAGGGAGCAGCUGAAGAAUGGCGGGCUGGGCGUUGUGUCGGACGCCAUCUUUGAUUUGGGCAAGAGUCUGGCGCAGUUUAACCUGGACGACUCGGAGGUGGCCCUCCUGCAGGCUGUGCUCCUCAUGAGCUCAGAUCGCUCUGGCCUGACAUCGGUAGAUAAGAUCGAGAAGUGCCAGGAGACGUACCUGCUUGCCUUCGAGCACUACAUCAACCACCGCAAACACAACAUUCCCCACUUCUGGCCCAAGCUGCUGAUGAAGGUGACGGACCUGAGGAUGAUCGGGGCUUGCCACGCCAGCCGCUUCCUCCACAUGAAGGUGGAGUGUCCCAACGAACUCUUCCCUCCGCUCUUCCUGGAGGUCUUCGAGGACCAGGAAGUAUGAACUGACCCCUGACUUUUGACCUGGAAGAGAUAGAAGAGAGAGGGGGGGAAUUAUGAGGGGGAAAGAAAAGGAGUAACAAUUGGCCUCUUUCCUCAUUUUGUGAAACACAAUAUCACCACCAGCAACACAGAUAGUCACAGAGAAAAACAAAAAGGCUUUCUUUUGCAUAGCCGUUUUGAUGAUUUGCAUUUGGGGCUCCUGUGGCUGCUGGGCCCCACUUUGAGUUGGGCGGUGGGGCGACGCUCUAAAGUGGGGUUCUCUGGCUGUGGGGCCUCUCUCUGAGUUGGGGUUCACUGGCUGCACCCCCCCCCCCCCCUCUCUCUGAGUUGAUGGUCUAUGGCGUCUCUAUCUAACAGAGAAGCUAACAGCCCUGUGCGGUGUUCUCCUCCUGUGUUGUUAUACACCUGGUGCACAUGUAUGCAAACCCAAACCCACGAGGUCUGGUUGGAGUACUGGUACUGAUGGAGCUCUGUGUUAGUGGAAGGCAAUCACUCUGAGAGGCAGAUGGUUGACACAAACAUACACACUUACAAUCACACAAUUUUACAAAACCUCACACAUACAGCCACUGAUGUACAUCUACAUUCACCUAACACACACACACUACUAUAGACAAACAUAUUCAUACAGUACAUGGACUGAUCUAGCUUUUCAGAGCUGCCCAUCACUCGAGGAGGGCAGAUAGAUACUUUUUGUAUAUUUUGUCCCACAAUCGAGGUUCCAUCAGGGGGCUCCACCCUCCAACCAGCUCCCCUCUUCACCAGCCUCCUCACCAGCCUCCACUGGGACAGUUACCAAGUGUACCCCCACACUUUUCUCUUUUGGACUCUUCCCUUCCACCCCUGAUGUGCAGAGUUACACAUAUACCUCCCUUUAUGACAAUGCAAACACACAUACCUAUUUAUGAAUACAAACAAUAUCCAAUUUGUUGUGCAAUGGUGCAAGAGUACCUGCAUUUAUAUACGCAACCCUUUACCCUCACACAUACAAGUCCUGUAUACCUAUCUUACUACAUGUAUACAGUACACCGGUCUAACUGCAUGCACAUGUAUCUCUGUACCUGCAUAAUACCCACUGGUUUACCUCCAUAUGCUUCUCAUCAGAUUACAUACCUCUCUUAACCCGUAUGCAUAUAUAUAUUUUGCUGAAUAUACAUAUACAGUUAACAUAACUGUCUACCUGUGUAUAUGUGUACCUCUCCUAUACAUACCUCUCUGUGUGUACACACACAAAACAAUACUGUUCUUUUACCUCAUAUGACGGUUGAUCCUCACCUAGGUUGUGUCAUUCCACCCAUCCCAAACCUCCACUACAUCACCCGUUUGGGCUACACUGCACUCCCUAGUUGCAGACUGUGUGUGUCUCCUCCAUGUUGCCCUGCCCAUCACACAGGACUCCCACCACCUCUGAUGUGGGAUUGGUUGAGGGACCGGGGGGGGGGUGUCACUGACAGAUUCUACCUCACCUCCCAUGUUUGGAGCAGCUGCCCCUCUGAGUGCAAAUAAAUACACUUCCACAGCUGCCAAUAUGGACCUGUUUGUUCCCCUACUACACCGUUCAGUAUGGUUCUAUGACCUCUGAAAUGUGAGAGGCCGCAGACCUUUUACACUUUUCUUUUUGAAGUAUUUUUAUCACACAGGACCAAGUCUCAUACUGGAUUCCCCUAUGUAUGUUCAAGACAGGAGAAACAACAAACCCACUGGUGGUAUAAAUAUUCUCUGUCUGAUGACAAACUCAAAGGAAACUUUCUUUCGGAGGAAAAGACAGACGGUACACCUUGGAAGCCAAAUUAGCUCAAUGGACGGGCCAGGCAAAAGCCCGUGGUAAGAAAACACGAAAAAAACUCCAAUCUUUAACUCAGUUCAGCAGUGUUCACCUGUGGAUGGAUACCCUGGUUCUCAAUGUGGCAGGUCCAGAGACGAGACAAGACAAGACCGAGAGUCCUAGCCGAUGCAACCUGCCACAUAUUGUACUUUUACAGCAUCAUUCACAGUAGCAACCCCCUUUCUCCUAAAGUGUGAAAAGUGGUUGCCACAGAGAGCCACAAAGCCUUUGAGAUGACUCUCUGACUGUCCUCCCCACACAUCCAAUCCUACACCCAGCCAUCUAUGAGCUUUCGCUACAUGUCCCCCUCCCCUCUCCUUCAAAGCCAUUGACAGGUAUUUGUUUUGCACUAAAGUGAUGUCUCCCCCUGUAUUUGCCCUAUAUAUGCCCUCUGUUGCUAUACAUCUCUUCUCCUGCAGUCUUACCCUAAUCCCUAGCUUGAUCACGGCGCCUAUAACAUUCUGUUAUUACACACACACACACACACACACACACACACACACACACACACACACACACACACACACACACACACAUUCUCAGUAUUACCACAAGGGUAUUUAAAGGAACCUAGAAAAUAGGAUGUCAUUCAAACACAUGCGCAGAGAUGUGAUAUGGUUCACUUGAUAAAGAGAUGCCGAUCUCAAUGUGGCUUUAAUGUUUAAAUAAAAGAAACAUAAAAGAUAUGCAGCAUAAUGAUAAUCAACUCUUUGUCACUGUGAAGGAGCCAGGCUUUAACCAGACGGUUGGUUUGGGAUAAGGUGUAGAAUAGGGUUGGCUUUAGCUGUGAACGACAUGGAAAUGUUCCCCAGAGGGGUCGUGAAUAUCAACAUGUAGAAGAAAGGGAGGCUUUUCCACACAGCCAGUGGUCCCUAGACUACUGACAAUCUCAUACAGAAUCAGACUCACCAGCACCGCAGAGCACACUGCCUUCAGACACCAUCAAUCACACCAGCACAGCUGAUGGAUCCUCAGGCUCUCGCUGGCCAUCCUCGUGCCAGGACAACGUGCCAGGACAAAUGUUAUCUUAGGUAUGUCCUUCCACGCUACCCCCACACCUCCCAUUCUCCACACUGUUUCUAUUACACCACCUUAACUAACCACACUACUAAACCAGGAAUAUCAUCUACAUUCUCGAACUUAACAGAUAUCUUCCCUGACACUAUUUUUUUUUUACCUUUAUUUUACUAGGCAAGUCAGUUAAGAACAAAUUCUUAUUUUCAAUGACGACCUAGGAACAGUGGGUUAACUGCCUGUUCAGGGGCAGAAUGACAGAUUUGUAAGUUGCAACCUUCCGGUUACUAGUCCAACGCUCUAACCACUAGGCUACCCUGCCGCCCCAUUAACUUCUUUAAAUGGAGAAUCUCCAUUGAACACGCUUCUUAGUCCAGGACUAGGCUUUAUCUGGGUCCAGGAAACUAGCCCCAAUCUCCCCCUCCCCUUUAAGACAAUCUCAUGCUUUGCCCUCACUCGCUUUAACCUUCCCAUAACUCCGUCCUCCCCACAACAUAGCUGUCUUGCUCCCCUCUGAACAGCCAAUCAAACCCCAAGCAAAAGUAGCACUUAGAGAGGAAAGGAAAUCCCAGGAACAUGAAUGAUAUGUCGUCAUGAAGAAUGUUUAAAAAACCCAUUUAAUGUCAUUUUAUUUCACCUUUAUUUAACCAGAUAGACCAGUUGAGAACAAGUUCUCAUUUACAACUGCGACCUGGCCAAGAUAAAACAAAGCAGUGCGACACAAACAACACAGAGUUACACAUGGGAUA
This is a messenger RNA of Oncorhynchus gorbuscha (pink salmon), 5865 nucleotides long. RefSeq names its product thyroid hormone receptor alpha-like. NCBI's taxonomy places the organism in Eukaryota, Metazoa, Chordata, Actinopteri, Salmoniformes, Salmonidae. Gene Ontology annotation, molecular function: zinc ion binding; RNA polymerase II cis-regulatory region sequence-specific DNA binding; nuclear receptor activity. Gene Ontology annotation, biological process: cell differentiation; negative regulation of transcription by RNA polymerase II; retinoic acid receptor signaling pathway. The record is from RefSeq and is a predicted model, not a curated record. The transcript is spliced from 11 exons. Bases 1028 to 2278 code for a protein of 416 amino acids.